Salvia splendens (bonfire salvia) is the source of this 972-nucleotide messenger RNA. RefSeq names its product PH, RCC1 and FYVE domains-containing protein 1. The record is from RefSeq and is a predicted model, not a curated record. The coding region runs from base 1 to 972 and encodes 323 amino acids. NCBI's taxonomy places the organism in Eukaryota, Viridiplantae, Streptophyta, Magnoliopsida, Lamiales, Lamiaceae. The transcript is spliced from 3 exons.
AUGGAAACAGACAUUUUCCACCCAAAGCUCAUUGAAGUUUUUAAUGGGAAGACCAUUGAAAUGACAGCAUGUGGCGAUUAUCAUACCUGUGCAGUUACACAUUCGGGCGACCUCUACACUUUGGGUGAUGGAUCUUCUGGAUGUGGCUUGCUUGGGCAUGGAACUGAUGUGAGUCACUGGAUCCCCAAACGGGUCAAUGGCCCUACCGACGGCUUCCAAAUCACAUUCGUCUCGUGUGGACCUUGGCAUACGGCUCUCCUUACUUCAACCGACCCCUUGUUUACAUUUGGAGAUGGAACCUUUGGUGCAUUAGGCCAUGGUGAUCGUAGUGGAACCAGCAUUCCACGAGAAGUGGAAGCUUUGAAGGGACUACAUGCGCAGCACGUUGCUUGUGGUGUAUGGCACACUGCAGCAGUGGUUAAACUAGUAUAUAAAUCUUCCACCUCAGGGCAAGGGCUGUACAGUUCCUCUGCUGGAAAGCUUUACACGUGGGGGGACGGAGAAUACGGGCAACUAGGGCAUGGUGAUGAUAAACCAAGGCUGGUUCCCGAACGCGUAUCUUCGUUGGUUGACACUGAUUUUUCUCAGGUAGCAUGUGGGAACAAGCUUACCGUUGCUCUUACCACCUCAGGAAACGUAUACACCAUGGGAAAAGAUGGGAAAGGCUCCAACUUGUAUAAGAGAGUAUUUUCUCAGUCACCUUCUCCAGUACUAGGGAAGAGGUCAUCGACCCCAUCACCCUCUCCGUCUUUCUCAUUUCGAACACUUGAAGCAACUCCCGAUGAAUUAAGGAGCAGCAAUGAUAUCCUAAGCAUGGAGCUCAAAAGUUUAAGGCAACAGGUGGAUAAACUUUCAACCAAAUCCCAGUCUCUAGAAUCUGAACUUGAAAGAAAAUCAGAGCAACUGAAGGAGGUGGCUGCACUGCACGGGCAGCCGUUGAAGCUGAAAAAAGCCAGGCUGCGAAAGAAGUGA